Messenger RNA from Klebsormidium nitens, 2039 nucleotides. NCBI's taxonomy places the organism in Eukaryota, Viridiplantae, Streptophyta, Klebsormidiophyceae, Klebsormidiales, Klebsormidiaceae. The record is from the annotation of a GenBank genome assembly.
GUCCGCAGAUACGUGCCCAUUGCUGCAUUAUGCAGCAACUCAAAACCGUGGAAGGGUUUUGAGUUGCCAAUGCUAUGAAGUUUCAAACCCUAAAAGUUGCUGCAUUCGCAAACCUGCCUUGGAAGUUUGAGGUCGCAUGCAGAGCUCUAGCUAAAUAGCUACCUAGAGCGCGCUUUAGGGCGUCUUCCCCUUCCCUUCUGGUUUGCGAGAGCAGAGAGAGCAGACAAGCCACGAAAGGGAGCUGAAAAAGCCAUUUGAAGGAUGUCCAAUGUGGUCGCUUGAAAAACAGAACUGUUGAAGCAGAAGUGCAAUGCUGUCAUUCUCGUCUUUGCAAGCCGGCUACCGAGCGCUCCUAGCUGCAGGGCUAACGCUGUCACUUGCUGGGGGAAUCUGGCUGGGGUCAACUUUCGUACAUAACGGGAGACAGCAGACCUCCAGCACAAAUCCUGAAAGUCCAGCUGCGAAAAAAUGAAGGCUUGAUCUGCAUAUCUCUCAUCGCCGCUUUGCGCAAGGCUGGCAGUUGUUGGAUUUGCAUACCACUCACAGAAGCAUCAACAUUUCUGCAGCAUCAGCGGCACAGGGGGAUGAUCCUCAGUUGCUAAACAAGAGACUGAAAAAAGUGAAGUUGAUUAGUUGACUUACUUGGUGGAUUUAUAUAAUAUGGUGGGGCCUGCCCCACUUGAUGAGGUCAUUGCAAAUGCAAACAAGCUGGCGCAACCUGGUAAAGGAAUCUUGGCAAGCGAUGAAAGCACAAGGACAGUGGGAAAGAGGCUGCAGAGUGUCGGCUUGGACAACACGGAGGCAAACCGGCAGGCGUUCCGGGAGAUGCUCUACACCACCCCCGGCAUCGGGCAGUACCUCAGCGGCGCAAUCCUCUUUCAUGAGACUCUUUUCCAGUCAACAGCUAACGGCACACCUUUCGUGAAGGUUCUAGGAGAAGCAGGGAUCCUCCCAGGAAUCAAGGUCGAUGUGGGGUUGGUGCCCAUUCCCGGGACGGACGGCGAAACGAGCACGCUCGGCUUAGACGAUCUGACCAACAGAAGCAGAGCCUACUACGAACAGGGUGCCCGCUUCGCGAAGUGGCGAGCGGUCCUGAAAAUCGGGGCGAACCUGCCAUCCUCCCUCGCAAUUGCGAUGAACGCCCGGGACCUGGCUCGCUACGCCAGCAUAUGUCAGCAGAGCGGCCUCGUUCCGAUUGUCGAGCCGGAGAUCCUCAUCGACGGCGACCACACCCUUGAGCGCAGCGCGGAGGUGGCAGAGCGCGUUUUUGCGGCAGUCGUCGCAGCGCUGCACGAACACCGGGUCUGCCUCGAGGGAAUCCUCCUGAAGCCCCAAAUGAUCCUUCCUGGAGCAGAAUCGCCGCAGAAGGCGUCUCCCGAAGAGAUCGCCGCAGCCACGCUUCGGACGCUGAGACGGACGAUACCGCCCGCGGUCCCGGGCGUCAUGUUCCUGUCCGGUGGCCAGAGCGAGCAGGAGGCAACCGUGAACCUCAACACUCUCAACAGCCUGGCUUUGCAAACGGGAGGGGCGCCUUGGACCCUAUCCUUCUCAUUCGGGCGAGCGCUCCAGGCGAGCCCCCUCCGGAUAUGGUCCGGCGACGCCUCGAAGGUUGAGGAGGCGCAGGAGAUGGCGGUGGGUCUGGCGAGAGUGAAUGCGGAAGCUGUGCUUGGGAAGUAUUCGGGCCCGCAUCCAUCGAAACUGACGGCAUCGCUAAGGGAAAACUUCAGGGGUUGGCGACAAGGGGAGCCGCGUUGACUUCUUGGUUGGGCGUGAAACCGCUGCCACAAGCAGCUUGAAAGGCACGCUCCUCGAAACGCACGCUUCUGUAGAAAGGAUACAACAACCACAUCUCAGGAUUGCAAGACGUUGGCAUUGCGAAAGCCUGCAGUAUACUGCGUUUGCGUUGUCCGGUAAGCUCGCCGCAUAUCGCAGCUAGAUCGAUGAACAUUGUGUCACUCGAUGCUACUGAUGCAUUGGACCAUGCCGUCUCCCACGGUCCGGCAAGGGCGACCAGGUGCCAGAAGUAUAAUGCUCCAUGC